Messenger RNA from Centropristis striata (black sea bass), 621 nucleotides. RefSeq names its product membrane-associated phosphatidylinositol transfer protein 1-like. The coding region runs from base 1 to 621 and encodes 206 amino acids. NCBI's taxonomy places the organism in Eukaryota, Metazoa, Chordata, Actinopteri, Perciformes, Serranidae. Gene Ontology annotation, biological process: phospholipid transport. Gene Ontology annotation, molecular function: phosphatidylcholine binding; phosphatidylcholine intramembrane carrier activity; phosphatidylinositol transfer activity. Gene Ontology annotation, cellular component: cytoplasm. The record is from RefSeq and is a predicted model, not a curated record. The transcript has 5 exons.
AUGAUCCGUUCUCAGAAAAAGAGCCGAGAGGAGAGCUGCGGCGAGGGCAGCGGCGUGGAGAUCCUGGAGAACAAGCCUUACGAGGACGGUCCCGGAGGCUCGGGGCAGUACACACACAAGGUCUACCACAUCGGAAAACACAUCCCGUCCUGGUUCUGUGCCAUCCUGCCACAAGCUGCCCUCCGAGUGGAGGAGGAGUCCUGGAACGCCUACCCAUACACACGCACCCGGUACACAUGUCCCUUUGUGGAGAAAUUCUCUAUAGACAUUGAGACGUAUUACAAACCAGAUACUGGGAAUCAAGGGGACGUCUUCAGUAUGUCUUCUGCUGAGAAGAGACAGAGGACUGUAGACCCCAUAGACAUCGUGAAGGACUACAUCCCUCCUCAUGAGUACCUGGUGGAGGAAGACCCCAAACUGUAUCAGUCCGUCAAAACCAAACGAGGUCCGCUGUCAGACGACUGGAUCGAGGAGAUCAACCAGAAUCUGGGAGAAUGUCCCGUCAUGUGCGCCUAUAAACUCUGCAAGGUGGAGUUCAGAUACUGGGGCAUGCAGUCCAAGAUCGAACGCUUCAUCCACGACGUGGGUAGGUAUGAAAUAUGGGGUGUGUGUCAGACGUAA